Messenger RNA from Rhodamnia argentea, 1354 nucleotides. Its product is annotated as U5 small nuclear ribonucleoprotein 40 kDa protein. The transcript has 2 exons. Lineage: Eukaryota; Viridiplantae; Streptophyta; Magnoliopsida; Myrtales; Myrtaceae. The record is from RefSeq and is a predicted model, not a curated record. The coding region runs from base 151 to 1191 and encodes 346 amino acids. Gene Ontology annotation, molecular function: protein binding; RNA binding. Gene Ontology annotation, cellular component: catalytic step 2 spliceosome.
CUGGGAAGUCUUGUCAUCGCCAGUUCCAUAAAGCAGCUCGAAGUGGCGUUUCUUGAAACGAAGAUCCUCUCUUCGGAUUUCAGAGACCCUGUCGCUGGACCACUGCUUCUAGAAGGCGAACUUUAAUUUGGAUUAAGCAACAAGGGGAUAAUGCAAGUUGUUCCAAGAGAGGGUGAAAAUGCUUUAUCAGUGGCUGGUCCCAGACCAAUGGAAUGGUCUACCAUUCCAUAUGGCGCUCCUCCUCAAGGACCCAUGCCAAAUGGGAGACAGAGAACAUCAAGCUUAGAAUCACCUAUCAUGUUAUUAACAGGUCACCAGAGCGCUAUCUACACUAUGAAGUUCAACCCUGCUGGGACAGUCAUUGCAUCUGGGUCUCAUGACAGAGAAAUUUUCUUAUGGAAUGUGCACGGGGAUUGCAAAAACUACAUGGUCUUGAAAGGGCACAAAAAUGCAAUUCUGGAUCUUCAGUGGACAACGGAUGGUUCUCAGAUAAUAUCAGCCAGUCCUGACAAAACCCUAAGAGCCUGGGAUGUGGAAACGGGCAAACAAGUAAAAAAGAUGGUAGAACAUUCUUCAUUCGUCAACUCAUGCUGUCCUUCACGGAGAGGUCCUCCUCUCGUGGUGAGCGGGUCUGAUGAUGGAACUGCUAAGCUUUGGGACAUGCGUCAAAGAGGUGCCAUCCAAACAUUUCCAGAUAAAUACCAAAUCACGGCGGUUUCUUUUUCUGAUGCAUCGGAUAAAAUUUUCACUGGGGGAAUAGACACUGAGGUGAAGGUAUGGGACAUACGUAAAGGUGAAGUUACCAUGACCCUUCAAGGCCACCAAGAUACAAUAACAGGUAUGCAGUUGAGUCCUGAUGGUUCCUAUCUCCUUACUAAUGCUAUGGACUGUAAGCUCUGCAUUUGGGAUAUGCGACCCUAUGCGCCGCAAAACCGUUGCGUGAAGAUAAUGGAAGGUCACCAGCACAACUUCGAGAAGAACCUACUGAAGUGCGGCUGGUCGCCGGACGGAAGCAAGGUCACUGCUGGCAGCGCGGAUCGCAUGGUCUACAUCUGGGACACAACAUCCCGUCGGAUCCUGUACAAGCUCCCGGGCCACACGGGAUCCGUGAACGAGACCGUGUUCCAUCCGACCGAGCCCAUCAUCGGAUCUUGCGGUAGCGAUAAGCAGAUAUACCUCGGCGAGAUCUGAGAGGCUCAUAUAGUUUCAGAGCAAAUUUUCCUUAAUUGGUGUGUGGCAAAACUUCUCUAGAGAGCAUUUGGUAGGACCUUUUUUCAAGGAGUAAUUUGUUUGGGUUGGAGUACUUUUCACAUUAUCUUGGAUCUCAAUGUUGUCCAACAUCUCUCCCCCUUAA